Molecule: messenger RNA, 4190 nt
Organism: Salvia hispanica
Lineage: Eukaryota; Viridiplantae; Streptophyta; Magnoliopsida; Lamiales; Lamiaceae
Source: RefSeq, a predicted model, not a curated record
CGCUCACUCAAGCUCUGAAUAUUGCAAUGUUCUGAUUCAUGUAUGCUAAAAACUUGAUUAUAUAGAAUUAAAAGGUAAGGAUUAGGAUUGGAAAUCCAACAAUUUGGCUACCCCUCGCUGAAAAAGAGGAGCAGUUUUCACGAAAUCCUCUGUUUCUCGAUUUUUCCGCUAUCUCAAUAACCCUAGCGAGUUGGUAAAAUUGCCUCUUUUCAGUAAGCGUUGUCGUGGUAAUUGUUGUUGUUUUCUGAUUUAGAAUAUCUAGUUUUUUGAAUGCAUCGUAGCAGCUGUGGAAUUCAUGAAGUGUAAUUUGCUGGAUGUUUUUUUUGGUUUUUUUGUUUUGCAUUGGUGUUCAAUUUCAUUCGGUAGUGUGUUUUGAUCGCCAUACCGCGAUCUUCAUUAUUGCUACAUUAAUGCGAAUUCCUGUUUGAUUUGGAGGUAUAGAUUUAUUGUUGUCAGUUUGAGGAAGGAUCCAGAUCUUCACAAUUUUAUAGCUGCUGUGAUAUUAUAGUUACUGUUUAGUUUUAUUCCCUAUGAUUGGUUCACGAUGAGGAACACGUUGGAGUAAUGGACAACCAUGGGCAUGGUAACGGGGCUUCUGGAAAUGUUCCUGAAUUUGGUGCAAUCUUUCUUUCAAACACUCAGACCAAAAAAGAAUGCCUUCGACGGAAUAUAUUUGCACUACCAUCUUCGCAUGCUGAAUUUGUGAGACAUGUUAAAGAGGGAAUGGUUUUGUUCCUGUUUGAAACUAGAAAGAGACAACUCUUCGGAGUUUAUCAGGCAUCCUGUGAUGGCGCGGUGGACAUUAAUCCCCACGCAUUUAGUAGUUCAGGGCGGCAUUACCCAGCACAGGUUCGCUUUAGACAAAUAUGGCAUUGUGAUCCAAUCUCUGAGAAAGAAUUCCAAGAUGCUAUCAUAGGGAAUUACUUUUGUGCAAGGAAAUUCAACUUCGGCCUCUCUAAAGAUCAGGUUCACAGGCUUCUUUAUUUGUUCAGUUCAAAAAAGAUAAAAAGAAACAUCCCCUCUCAGCCGCAGUCAGAAGCUAUUGUUGAAGUAUCUAAGGACAGAAGGCUGGUAGGAGAUGACAGAGACAGACAUGGACUAAGUGAGACAGGAUACAUGGAAUCUACUGAAUAUGAUGACCAUGUGAGCUCGUUGGCUAAAGGCAGAGAAGAAAACGUGUUGGUAGAGAAUAGGGCCAAUGCUGAUGGGAAAAAAUAUCAUUUUUCUCAUGAUGAUUUUAUUGCUAAAAGGAGAAGAAUAGGUAAAGAAUACCCUGAGCAUUUUCUGGAUCCUUUAGAUGCGAGAGUCCGCGAUGAUUAUACUUCUUUGCAGAGGAGUACAUUGCGGGAGGACUAUGACAUACUCAAUGGUCGGCAACAGACAUUUGCAAGUGAUAACUAUGGGAGUUCCCUGGCUCAAGGCAAACGUGUGAUUGAUGAUGAUAGGUUCCUGUUAGAUGAUUCUGUGAUAAGAGACUGCGAUAGUAAUGUGGUUAGGUCUGUUUCUAUUAGUGAUCACGACAUGAAAUUAUGUAGGCAAGAAAGAGGAAUGGUAAAGGAUUAUGAGCGGUUGAUGGGGAGGAAAUCGGAAAAUACCUUUGAUCCUUCUACCAGCCAUUUCCAUAAAAUAAGAAAAACAAAUGCAGCUGGGAGGUUUCAAAUCGACGAGAAUGAACCUCGUCUUGGAACAUGUUUUUCCGGAGGCUUAUCUUCCAAAACUGAUUUACCUCCAUGGCAUUGUGGUUACAGAAUUAUUGAGGGAAGGAAGUACCCAGUUCUGGAAGGAAGAUCAACUGAAAAUAUGGUGGAUAAAGGUCCACCUGCACUGGCCACAAAAGAUGGAAAUGUUGCGGAUGAAGACAGGCAAGUAUUAGAUAAUGCAAGGUAUAGAAAGAGUGAGAGAGUAGAUAAUAGAGAGGCUAGUCAUACACAUAGUAAUCCUGUCAUUUCAAUGAAGUACCCUUGUUUCUCCAAGCCAGAACAAAAUUUAUCUUCAUUUCCUGAUAAGUUUCCGAAGAAACAGCUCUCUCAAUUUACCGUCUCCAGUAAUUUUGACAUCUCGCCCUCCAUUUUUGAGGAUGCAACUAUUACAAGGACUGUCCCUUACUCACCUGAUCACCCCAGUCUUUCUCAUGGAUGCUCCUCGUCAAAGGAAGCUAACCGAUUUUCUACUUCAAUGCAAAAAACCCACCCGCGUGAUGGUUCUUUGGGGGACUUCUAUCCGCUAUCUAGUAGUAAUAGGUUGCAGCUGUAUCCUUUGGAACCGGAAAAAUCUAUCAUACCUCAAGAUGCCACACUUGGAUAUAGAGAUAAUGGUUUAGCGAUGAGCACACCAGGUCUCCAGAGUUCUUUGCUUCGAGAAUCUUCCAGUUCUUUUGUAAACCCGGACCUUUCUAUGGACAUGGAUCUGAAUACAUCUGCUCCUGUUAAUUACAGACGGUCGUUGUCUUCAAGGCUUUCUCCACCCUGCAGUGAUCCUGAGAACUUUGAAGGCAAAAAAGGUUUGUUGGCUUAUUACUCCAAAUCAAGAGACCAUAAUUUCAAAUAUGAUGGAUAUCUUCCUGAGGCAUCAGAAAAUAAGAGAACGCAUGUUCCUCAACAUGGGAUGGACAUUUUUGCUGGCAAAUAUUCCAUUUAUUCCGAAUCUCAAGAUCCGGGCAUGGAUAUUUGUCAGCGAAAAAGAAAUUUGGCGAUUUAUGGGAAUCAGCACUUCAGAUUGUCUAGAAAUAUGAAUCCCAUGGAACUCCACAAAAUUUCUGGAGCUAACUCCACUCUUAAGAGGAAAAGUGUUUUUACUCGUUUGUCUUCUACAUCAACCCAGUUUAGUGAAGAGAGAAAUGACAUUGAUGUUAAUCUUCAAGACUGCUAUAUCAAUGCUACAGCUGAUGAACUCAUGGAGAUGUUGAAGCAGAAUGACAAUCUGUCACCGAGAAGGCUCGGGAAAUCUGGAGUUGUUGGACAACAAGCUAGAGAAAGUGCAGACCAUGAAUAUAAAACCCAGUAUCAUAUGGAAACUGAGCACUCUACAAUGGAGACGGAAAGGCUGAGUAAUGCAACUCAAGCUACUGCAGAUAGUUCGGAUGAAAUCCCUAAAGAGACUCGAGCUUUGGAUUUCAAACGCCGUAGUGAAAGAAAGUUGGUUGGGACUAGUUCUGGUUCAGCCUCUCAUAAUAUUCCCACUGGUGCUAAAGAAGAGGUCAAAAGUUCCACUAAUUCUACUUCAAGACGCAAAAAGUUGGUUAGACCUGCUUUCGAUAAAAUUGAUCCAGCUAGUGAUGCUGCCCCACUUGGUACUAAAACAUUACAGCUUCAUGCUUCAAUCCUCGUGAAGGAUGAUAAACAGAGUAGUGAAACAGCCACCAGCUUACUUGAGCCUGAGAAUCCCUUCAACGGUACCAGGUCUAGCAAUGUGUUGGCUCCACACACUCAUCAAGAGGGGGACUGUAAUAAAGAACCCCAAUGUCCCAAGGAGAAAAAUGACGCAGUAUCUCAAGUCUUGUCAUCUACUAGCGUUGAGCAUGGAAACGAUGACCUUCAUGUUGGUAAAGAACCCCCAUGUCCCAAGGAGCAAAAAGACGCAUUAGCUCAAGUCUUGCCAUCUACAGGCGUUGAGCAUGGAAACGAUGACCACCACAUUGGUAGUUCAGAGGUUCCAACGGAAACAUCUCAACAGUUGAUUUCUGAUAUUCAAACUUCCGUUGAUGGAAUUUCAGCCGAAGAUACUGAUGAUACUAACAUCACCAGCCGGAACCUUCCGGAACCAUCUUUUGAAGGGUCCGAACCUGGUGCUGGUUCCAGGAAGGAACUUACUAUGGAGAAACAUCUGAACAAAUUAAAAAUCAUACUAACUACUGUGAAAGAUAUGAAGGCUUCUUCUUCUCAGUGAAGCCACAGCACAUGGUUUUUGUUCGUUACAUCAUCUGUAGUCUUAUAGCGCGUUAAAAAGCUUUUGGCAGAUCUGUGUACUAGCAUCAAUAUGGAUGUCCCUGUGAAGGUCUCGAAAGCCAACCUGGCACGACAGCUGAUCGGUCAGGCUUAUACUUUUUUCUUUCUUUUGAAUGAUUUUGGUGAUAUAAGGUGGGAUUGAUUAUCUGCUUGUUGUCUCAUUUCAUAUACUGAUGCCCAAAUCAGGAUUCCUCUUCUGCUUCAUAUUUUUUCAAAACCAAGUUUUUCAAAUCUCUCUCUUUUAAA